AGCAGAAAAACUAGAGCAGACCCCACUGGACAAGCAGGAUGAAGUACCUUGCAGUUCUCUUCACCAUUGUUGCUCUCGCCGAAUGUCUCGUUAAGUAAGUUAUCGUUUUGUUGCUGAUAUUUACUCUUCUGACAGCUAUACUUUCUGAUUAACUAAUGAAGAGGAGAGGGAGUGUGAAUUAUAACUUCAAAUCUUAUAGAAUUUUUCAGAUAUAGACACAUAUAUAAACACAUACACACAACUGAGAGGAGAUUAGUAAAUGUAAAAUGGUCCUCUGGCAGCAAUUACAAGGGUAGAAGCACAUAGACUCACUGAAGAAAGCAUGGCUAAUGUCUAAUUUGAGAUGGAACAAUAUUUUGGGGCAUUUGUGUGGGUGCUUUUUUUAUCCCUUGCCUUCAGUAGUGCAGUAACAGGAUGAUGCUCAGCACCUGAAGCUCACCACAGCAUGUCCGAAGUGACAAGAGAAAGUGGAAUUGUCAAACUGUUCUUUGUAAUCAGCAAUUGAGGGCCCAAUAGCACACUUUAAAGUGCUGCUGACACUAAUUGAAAUAAAAAGGAGUCUUAAAAAAUGGGCUGCAAAGAAUUCAUUUUAUGUCAGUCAAAUAUUAAACACCCUACACACCUACAGUUGUUUUACUUUCAGCUAUCUUCCUUAAAGUAAUUGAGAGAUGAAGCAGAUUAACAUCCUUGUCUUGUAUCACAGCAGGAGCUGGGAUCCUAGCACUCCAUAUGCUGCGGGACUUGAACCCCCACCAUCCCUGACUAUUUGCCUUGUUGGUUGGGGCUGAUGGGACAUGGAGCUCCACAACCUCUGGAGAUCCACAGGCUUCUUUCCCCUGCAUAAAAGCUGUUCAAAUCCCACCCAUUCUAUGGAAAAGAUGCAUGAAUGAAUGUGUGCAAGAUUAUAGGCUAUAGUACUAUUUCUUGAUGCUAAAAAAAGACUUUGAUUGCAUUGAGUGGGUGCGAACUUUCAGUUCAAUUUCCUAAGUGCUCCCCCCCGCUUUUUUUUCCAGUAGCUUAGAUCUAGUAGUAAAGAGAGUUUAGAUGAGGUGGUAAUAUUAAACCUAUUAUUAUGUUUGGAGUUAUGGAGUGGAAAGACAGGUUGCAAAAUAAGCAAAUUUUAGGGAGACAGAAAAUCCAAACCUAGUAUUUUGUUUCUUAUGUUCCAGGAUUCCCUUGCAGAGAGGGAAAAAAGUAAGAGACACUCUCAAGAAGAAAAAUCUGCUGGAAAAUCUUCUUCAGAAACACCGUUAUGACAUUGGUACAAAAUACAACUCAGCUUUUUCUAAGGCUGCCCUGGUGGCUGAAGAACCACUUCUGAAUUCCUUGGAUGUGAGUUGAUGCUUUGCUCUUAUCAAUUUGCUGUGCUGCUGAACAACAUUUCCCCAAAGUUUUCAUGAUGCUCAGUUGAGAUACUUCUUCAUAUUUCUCCUGACACCCAGAGGUAAUCAACAUAAUACUGUGGUACCUCAGGUUACAAACGCUUUGGGUUACAAACACUUUGGGUUAUAAACACUUCAGGUUACAAACUCCGCAAAUCCGGAAGUAGUACCUCGAGUUGUAAACUUUGCCCCAGGAUGUGAACAGAAAUUGCGUGUCGGCGGCACAGCAGCAGCGGGAGGCCCCAUUAGCGAAAGCGCACCUCAGGUUAAGAACGGUUUCGGGUUAAAAACGGACCUCUGGAACGAAUUACGUUCGUAACCCGAGGUACCACGGUAUGUUGCAUGUACUUAGCACAGAUUUAUAGUGAUUACCUUGCAUAUCUGUGAGGAAGUAAAAUGUUCAAAAGCCUAAAAAGAAGGAAAGUUUUGCAAAUUGUGUUUGUUUUAUGAAUUAACAGACUGAAUACUAUGGAACAAUCUACAUUGGAACCCCACCACAGAAGUUCACUGUUGUGUUUGACACUGGAUCAUCCAAUCUCUGGGUACCCUCUGUCUAUUGCAGUAGUCCAGCAUGCCGUAAGUAACUGACUAUAAAAAAGUCUUCAAGCAUGUCAGUCUGAUAUUAAAAAAGACCUGGGAGGGCCUAUGAAGUUGUGUAAAGGAAUGGAUUCAUUAUUUCACUCAGGUCAUAAUUCUAUUUAUCUAUGAGUAGGGUUGAUUGAACUCAGUGAGGCCAACUUCUAAAUAAAUAUGUGUAGAAUUGAAGGUGGGCUUGCAAUCCUAUACCCACUUACCUGGCUCCUUCAGAUUCAAUUAUGGGGCAUGAUACUGAGUAAAACUGUGUAAAACUUUACUCCAAAUCAUGUGGAUUUGGUUUUGCAAAACUUAAUUCCCAUUUUUUUUGUCCACUAUUAUUUUUAGUAAUGUGUACAAAAAUGAAAAUGCUAAAAAGAAUAUGCUUUUUUGAAUAUAUGAGUUUUUCUGCUAGAUAUUUUCCAAAUGCCCUACACUUUACAUUGUUCCAAUAGUUUUCUUCAAGCAACCAAAUUUAUACUGUAGUCUUAUAUCUAUAAUUAAAAGCCAUUUUUACAUUAGUUAAACACUGUUUUCUUUUUCUUUUUAGAAAAGCACCAGAGGUUUAACCCAUCUCAGUCUUCUACUUUUCAAAGCACUCGACAGACCAUAUCUAUUCAGUAUGGGACAGGAAGCAUGCAAGGGUACUUGGGAUAUGAUACAGUGAAGGUAAUUCAACUCAGUUCAGUUGCAUUACAUGAGUACAGUACAAACUGCGAAGACAAUGUUAUAGGCAUCUCUAGAACCAGUGCAAUUCAGUCUCCUUGAAUCCUGGAACUGGAAAGCAGUCUUUCCUUUAAAGAUGUGUAGAUGGAUGCACAUCAAGUAAUUCAGAACAAACUAUCCAAAUUAUCCAAAUAGUGUAUAUUUUUAAUGGCCAUUUAGAGAAUCAGAGCCGUGCAAUAUUAAAGCUGGAGUCCUUAAGUCAUAGGAUCCUAAAGUAAAUUUCUAUGAAAUAGAUGGGACUUUCUUCUGAAUUAACAGAUUGAAAAAGAGGGUGCAAGCCUGUUAAACAGAAGCAAACAUUGAUGAACGAAUAUGACACAUGCCCUGUGGAAAUUCUCUGACAAAAGGGAAGCCUCCCAGAUGAUCACUGUAUGAGGGGUACAUAGGAGACGUUAUUGAUUCAUGUACAAAAUGUCAAGACACAGUUAGUCAUAUAAAGAAGUUUCAUCUUCAAGAAAAAAGCAAGUUUAAAAGAGCCACUACUUGCUCUGCACCUUUUUACAGAUUAAUCUUGUUCUAUGGUUAAAAGAAAAAGAGAAAUAAACCCUACCGGGUUUAGUUCGCUUGCAUAGAACUGAAGCCUUAAUACAUCAGUAGUAAAAACCUGCUCUGCAGAUCACAGCUUGACAUGAAAGUAAAGGUCUACUCUGUUUCUCUCCUAGGUAUCCGGUCUUGCCGUUUCAGAUCAGCCAUUUGGCUUGAGCAGCAGUGAGCCAGGCAUCAUAUUUGUCUAUUCUCAGUUUGAUGGGAUCCUGGGCUUAGGCUACCCAAACAUUGCCGUUGAUAGUGCGACUCCGGUCUUUGAUAACAUGGUGGAACAAGGCUUAGUUCAGCAAAACCUGUUUUCUGUUUAUCUCAGCCGGUAAAUAGUGUUUUUAUCUCUUGGUAAUAUUAUUUGUUUUGUAUAGCUGGGAGGAAUCAUGUGCCUGAUCUGACACAGGUUGUCUUUUGGCUAUUGCUCUGGCUGUUGUGUUGUAAAUCAGGCUGGCCAAUCCUGUACUCUAAGUAAGAUGGCUGCCACUGUGCUGUACUUGCAUUGGUAUAAGGCAGGGACCCCAGAAAAUGAUUGGCAGAGGGGGCUGGAAGCCCCCCUCAACUGGCCAGGGCGCCGAGCCCCUCCAGAGGUGAAUGAUCUAUUGUUGUCAAUGCUACUUGAUGAAGAAGGAAAGGUCCAUCCAGUUUUCUAGGACAUAACUGCACCCUCUUGCUUGUUGUGCCUUGAGAGCAGGGUUUUGCUAUGAAGAGAGGGGCCAAGCUCAGGGAAGCUAAGUGUUAAUGUGGAAGAGAGGGAGGUAGACAGAGUUAAGCAGGAAGAGAAGAGGCCAAGACUUCUGCUUCUAAUUUUUUUACUAUUCUAUAAUUUGUGAAAUUGUAGAAUAGAUAAUUAAUUAAUUAAUUAAUUAAUUACUAUCUCAUCAGUAGAGUUAAUAUCCCUUUUGAUUUCAAUUGAACCACCUUGAUAUCCCUAUAAAAACACUUAUGGAGUCUUUGCUCCAAAUCACAAACUUACCCCAUCCAGAAUAACUGGAGGGCAUUAUUGCAAAGAUAAUUUCACCUAUUUCUGAGGUAGAGGAGUCAACAAAAAGUGCCAAUCUUUCCCCCUCACCAUGUGUAUAAUAUGCAGCCCAGAUCUAUAUAUGUCAGCUUAGAAGACAAUGAUACUCAUGAGUUAGUGUGCACAGGACUGAAGUCUUGUGAAAGGAAGACUGCAAUCUUCCAGGUGGUGACAAUUCUAGUUCUUGUCCUCUUUCUGGCUGAGAACUACAAGGGUAACACUGACACUAAGGAGGAAGAAACUGAAAGACAUUAUGAGAUUAUGAAGGGGGAAAUCAGUUUGUGAUAUACAGACCAGAGUUGCCAAUAUUAUGAUGUACUUGACAAGACUGGAGAAAUGUAUUAACAGAAUUUGCCUUUCGAAAUUCGCUAACCACCAAUAGAUAUUUAUUCACUGUGAGAUAUUAUACACCUUCCUACUCUCUCUCUCUCUCUCUCUCUCUCUCUCUCUCUCUCACACACACACACACACACACACACAAUGGGAAUUGGGACAGAGGUACAGAAGCAAGUGACAUUCACAUUUUAAAUGUGUAGUUUAUCUUAUUCUGAAUGAAUGGAUUGCCAACAGCACACCAUAUAUUUUUGUUUCAGAAAAUCAAGUGGGAGCAUGGUCAUUUUUGGCGGAGUUGAUCACUCUUACUUUACUGGUCCUAUUAACUGGAUUCCUGUCACUCAGCAAGGUUAUUGGCAGAUUGCAGUGGACAGGUAAGCAGAAAUUGCUGCUGCUGCUGCUAUUACUACUACUACUAUAACCAUUUAAAAAGAUUAAAUACAAAAAGAAAGGAAGAGAUAGAGGACAAUGAAUGUGAAUACUAAUGUUCAGUUUACUUUGUAUUUGCUAGUUGGCAGUUAGGUCGAACUGAUUAGUUAUUAUCAUUAUCUAGUUAUAUAGAAUCCUCAUUAACAGCACUUCUACAGAGUGUAAGAGGACAGGUCCCUGCCCAGAACAGCUUGCAAGCUAUAGUGCCUGUGGUCUUAUUGCCUUCUACAAUUUCCAAUGAUGUAAUAUCGGCUAAGACAGGAGAGAACGUUUCCUUAAUGAGAAUGGAGAGCUACCUUAAGGCAGUUAUGACAUCCCGCUAUCCAUGUUGUUUUAAGUUCAUGUUUGGGGGAAGGUCCUUUGCUCAGUGGUAGAGCAUUUUCAUUUUGCAUGCAGAAGGUUACAGGCUCAGUCACUUCAAGUAGGGCUAGGAGGAAGACUUAUCUGAAGCACUGAUGAGCCCCUGGUAGUCAGCUUGGCGUUUACUCAGUGAGAUGGACUAAUGGUCGGUAUAUGGCAGUUUUGUAUGUUCCAUGUCUAAAUCUAAUGAUUUCCAAUUUCUCAGCAUUCAAGUGAAUGGUCAGACAAUUGCCUGCAGUGGUGGCUGUCAAGCAAUUGUUGACACGGGGACGUCCCUCUUGGCUGGUCCGGCAUAUGAAAUUAGCAAAAUCCAAAAUGCCAUUGGAGCUACCGCAGCACAGUAUGGCGAGGUAAGAUUUACUCUCUCACACCAAUUCUCUUCACUUUGUGGCUGAAAAAGACUCAAAAGCACCCUAGCAUCCACACUCAGUACUCAAAUCCUUAGCCAGAGUUCGGGUUUCAGAUAUGCGCAACGUAAAAUGGUUAAGAUUAGACUUGAUCCCGGUUUCCUCCUGGACUACAGCUGCUGGCAUCUCAGUCCCAUGCUUCAUGUUUCUUUAUGAUACUGCAGAGGCACACAAAUGUGCACAAGCAUAAGGAAAUACGGUGUGUAAGACUGGAGUGGUAGCAUCCCUUGUGAGCAUGUAUAAGGAAUGCAGAAGGAAGAGACAAUGGCAGUGGUAGGAAAAGGAAACAAGCUGAGGUUUGGCUGAGCCUGGGUGACAUCCAGGGAAAGAAACAGCUCCAGUAGGCCUAAUACUGAAUUCACAAAGAUAGCUGAAGUGAUGGCAUUCAUUCGGAAAGGCUUGUAAAUUGCCUUCUGCUGUUAGAUCCUGAUGUAAUGAGAGGAUGAUCUGUGAAAUCUUCUAUCUGACUGGAAUUUCACAUGUGACCUUGCCUUUAUCAUAUGACAAGGGUCACCUGAGAAUGUCCCAUGAGUUUAUUGGACUGUUGUGUGUUCUGAGAAGGGUUUGCAAUUUAUGUAAGGUGACCAGAUGCAGAAUUGGACAGGGCUCUUGCACCUUUUAUAGUUGUGUAGAAGAGGGGUUUUCAGUAGGUGUAAGCUUGCAUGACAGGCUAAGACAUUUGCUCUUUUACACAACUAUGAAAGGUGCAAGAGUCCUGUCCAGUUCUGGAUCUGACCACACUACCCGCACAGAGAGAGAGAGAGAGAGAGAGAGAGAGAGAGAGAGAGAGAGACCUUACUGUCAUUAAUUUGUACUAUUGUCUCUCUUCAAAAUAUCCUCAAACAGUGUUCUUUAGCACAGAGCAUACAUAGGCAUUCAUUACUUCAGCAUGCAAAUAGCUCCACCUUCAGAAUGAAGAAUCUAGACUCAGACCAGAGUUUAAAAUGCAGUGCUGUAAUAUCUGAAUUGGUUGGGGCACAUGGUUGUUAUGUAUGAAGAUUAAAUGAGAAGUUUUAGGUUGAUUCACUUGUAGUCUUCAGUGAGUUGCUUUGCUUUUAUGUCACAAUGUUCCGCUCAGGCCAGUGGGUUAUACCAGAUGCUUAUCUGAGUGAAGUCCAGAAGUUUCAGAAUUUCACUUAAAGUGGAAGGUGUGGUUUCCUGAGGCAGACUUUGUGGGUGGGGGGGAACCACUGCAUUUCUUGAGCAAACCUGAGGUUUGCCUGUUCAUUUCCUUCAGAUUAACUCAACACUCCUCCUUAUCUUUUUCAGUAUAAAAUCAACUGCGGUAACCUCUCCAAUAUGCCUAAUGUUGUUUUUGUAAUCAACGGAAUCCAGUAUCCUCUCACCCCUUCAGCCUAUACUAAUCAGGUACAAAACAGAUUUGUAUUUACUGAAUUACGGAAUUGUAUUUACUCAUCAGGAGUGCAAGUUCAAAAGGGUUUGGGGGUUUAUCAGCAGGGCAAAAUCUUUAUGAACAAAUGGGCUGCAAACCAGAAAAAGGAAAGAAAUCUUUGAGAAGAAAUAUUAUUAGAUAUACAGACACUAUCAGAAGAGCUGGGUUGAUACCUGCGUAUCUCACCAAAAGAAACGGUCAACCCAGGUAGAUAAGAUGACUCUGUCCUGUCAAGGAUCAAGAGAUUCUCCACCAACAUAGUUUUGUGACUGUUAAUAUUGUAUCUCUGACCACAGAUGAUUCCCAUCCUGGGAAAGGUGCCCCAUUAAGGUGGAAGACCUGGCUGCCUGAUCGUUUCCAGGAGGACUCACAUUACACCUUCCACCAAAAAUAGCCUCCUGAGAUUAAGCUAUAAAUACAGUGCUCAAAUGCUACAAGUUAUUUAUUUUGCUGUUGCAGAUAUGGCUGAAUGUGGAAAUAUGCUCUGUUUUUCUCCCCUUGUUUCCUCUUAUCAGAUAUUGUACAAUCCAGAGAAUUUCAAAAUCUCACUCCCCGCGUUAUCCUAUUUCCCAAUGCAUCAAGUUUAACCUUGGAAAUGCAAUGCAAGAAAAGGAGCCCCUUUGCACCCACUGCCCCUGACUUCUCCAUCUGUAAUAGCUCCUCCAUUUCCACACCAAAGGCUCGAAGGCAAAGCAUUGCACUAAAGCAUUGAUAGGGAACCUGUGGCCCUCCCAGUGAGGUAUGACCCCAGCUCCAAUCAUAGCGGACCAUUAGUCAUGCUGUCUGGGGUUGAUGGGAGUUGGGAGUCUAACAACACCUGAGGGCCACAAUUUCCCCACUCCAUCCGAAAGGAAAAAAAGAAAAUAACCUGGAUACAGCAGCAACGUGACAUCAUACGAACCCUAGCAUGCAAUAUGUUUUCAAUAUAGGAUGCCUGGCAGAUUGAUUCUGUGAUUGUGCUGUGCCAGGUAAUUGUCGCUUGCAUUGGCUUGAAUCCCAUCCUUUGAUGUGGCAGAGGCAGGUGGGAGGAAGCAAGUAGCACUUAAUAGAAUCAAAGAAUCACAGAAUUGGAUCAUCUAGUCCAACCCUCUGCAAUGCAGGAAUCAAUGCAUUUUACUGGGGCCCUCUACUUACUCUACAGGGAAGGGCUGGAGCUCAGGGCUGGAGCCUCUACAUUGCAUGCUAAAGGCCCCAGGUUCAGUUUGUGGCAUCUUCCAUUUGUGGCAUCUCCGAAACCCUGAAGAAUUGCUACCAGUCAGUGUAUACAAUAAUAAAUGGAUGGAGCAAUGGUCUGUCUCAGUAUAAGGCAGCUCCCUAUCUUCCUAUGACUUCAAUGGAAGUAUUUUUCCCCCUUUAGACAACUUCUUUUGCAGGCAUAUUGUCACAUUCUGUUGUCAUCCAACUAAGCUCUUCUCCCUAUCAAAUGCCCCCCCCCCUUGUGGUGGUUGUAAUGUCAACCAGGAAUAAGGUUAAUGUCAGUGCAGCAGUGCAAAUUCGCCACACUGGCAAGACCUUUUCCCUAUACAAAUUCCAAGGAUAGGAUUGCAUUUGCAUUCAAUGAUUGUUUUCAACAGAGCAGAACAAAAGCAAUGUCAGAAUCAUGAUUUCCUAUAACUUUUAAAUACUAUCCAUACUUGUACAAUUGGCUUAUUUGAAUUGAUUAGGAUAUCGAAUUAUUAAUUGAUAGAGUGAGUACAUAAUGUGCACCGUUGUCUCUUUAGUUGUUGAAUUUGUGUUAUUUCUCUCCAUUUCUUUUGAGACUUUUUCAGAGAAUAUCCUGCGACUUCCUUUUUUAAAUGUUGGAAUGUUACCCUAUGCAUUUUUUACCUAGAUGGGUAUUUAUGUAGAAUAACCCCUAUCUGAUGGCUGUCCUUUUCUUCCCUUCUAGGUGAUGCAAGCAGAAUGCACUAGCGGUUUCCAAAACACAGCUGGGGACCUCUGGAUCCUAGGAGAUGUGUUCAUCAGGGAAUAUUACAGUAUUUUUGACCGGGAGAACAACCGAGUUGGACUGGCAAAGGCAGUCUAGAAUAACUGUGCUUUUAAACAACAGCAUGGGCUGUAAUUGCUCAUCUAAUCAACUUACUCAGAUUGCAUCUUAACUUCAUAGCUAUUUAUCUGAGCAAAUAAGCAAAUAAGCAGCGACUCCAGUUAUGUACUUUUAAAAGCAAUAUCUAUCUAAUGUCUUUAAAGAACCUGCAGAUGAUAGCACUGUUAUGCCAUAUAUGAUCUGAAAAUGGUGAAUUUCAAAUUAAUAAACUGUCCUAAAGCUAAGUUUUUUUGUUAGCGAUUUCUGUGUAAAAGCCUAUAGUUAAUGUGAGUCGGGGUGCCUAUUUGAAUAAAAUAGGGGGGGCAGGUAAGCCCCACCCUGCAGAAUCAA
Molecule: messenger RNA, 9535 nt
Organism: Podarcis lilfordi (Lilford's wall lizard)
Lineage: Eukaryota; Metazoa; Chordata; Lepidosauria; Squamata; Lacertidae
Source: the annotation of a GenBank genome assembly